AUGAAGCUCACUUUCGUCCCUAUAGCCGUCGUUCUUUCCACCGUCAUAACUAGCCACGUUGUACCAGGCCAAUGCAAGAUCCUGUCGGCGUCAAUGCUCUCGGGCAUGUUCUUCGGAACCAACGCGCCAGAGAAAGCUGCUCCCGCAAGUGUGACGGCAACUGUCGAAGCUGCAGUUGGGUCGGACGCUCCCGCUGGCGGCGAUGAGAUGAGUGCUGCGGCGACAAGUGGAUCUGCAGAUCUGACUCCCAAGGCCGACGUCGUCAGAGAAUUGGCUGAAGCGACACAACAAGCUGACCAAGCAGUUCCUGGGCAGGACGUUGUCGCGAGCCAGACUGACGCCAGAGCAGCCCAGGCCGAGGAGGCGACUGAGAAGAUCGUCGCUGCUGCAGCUGAGAGCGGCGCUCAGCCCACUGCCACGAGCGAAGCAACCGAGAACGCGAAGGCACCUGCCAGCGUGGAGCAGCAACUCACUGAGGAAGAUGCAGCAAAGAAUUCGGAGCUGCUCCAGUCCGUUAGCGAGUCUGCCGAGACCUCCUGGAUCUCGAAAGUCAGCAAAGACAGCGCCAUUGAAGCUUUACUCCCACUCGUUGCCUUGACGCCUGUCCUGGCGGCCGCUGGCUUCCAUGCUGACAUCGACGAGUCGUCACCUGGUGCCCCUCUUGUUCGUUUCCCCAGCAUCGACUAUGCCGUACACGUAGAAGACCUCAAGAACUACAACUAA
This is a messenger RNA of Eimeria necatrix, 723 nucleotides long. RefSeq lists its product as hypothetical. The coding region runs from base 1 to 723 and encodes 240 amino acids. Lineage: Eukaryota; Apicomplexa; Conoidasida; Eucoccidiorida; Eimeriidae. The record is from RefSeq and is a predicted model, not a curated record. The transcript has a single exon.